UUCGUGUUUCCAAAGAGCCGGUGACACACGGAGGCUUUGGUCUGUGCGUCUGUUUAUACCGUGGAUCUACUCAGCUGUUUACAAAACAUUGAGGACGCGUGAGUUUUUAACGUGAGCUCACAUAUUCAACAAAGUUUCGGGGCUUUAUUUAUUAUUUCCUGGAACACAAAGACUCUGGAUGAAAGGAUCUGGACUGCUUUUCUGUUGCUCCUCCAACGCGGACUUUACACCGGAGAGGAGUCCCAUUAUCGGAAUUAAAUCUCUCUUUUAAGCCAGAAGACGAAGAAGACCCGUCCCUGACCUGUGGUGGAUACCUUUAGAGGAAUGCUGCUGUCGAAGCUGAAUUCUCUGGCCCACAUCUCCACCGUAGACAUGCCUGCGAAGAUCCAGCACCAAGUUCAUCAAGUGAAGGAGAGGGAGCCGUUAGAGAAGCUGUAUCAGGUUGGAGCCUUGCUGGGCAGCGGGGGCUUUGGCACAGUCUACUCUGGCACCAGGAUCUCUGACGGAGCUCCGGUUGCUGUGAAGCAUGUUGCCAAGGACAGAGUCUCCGAGUGGGGGGAGCUGCCUAAUGGCUCCAGGGUCCCCAUCGAGAUUGUGCUCCUGAAGAAGGUCAGCACAGGCUUCCGGGGUGUCAUCAAAAUGCUGGACUGGUUUGAGCGACCGGACAGCUUCAUCAUUGUGAUGGAGAGACCAGAAAACGUGAAAGACCUGUUUGACUUCAUCACAGAGAGAGGUGCCUUACCGGAGGAGCUUGCUCGGAGCUUCUUCCGCCAGGUGCUGGAGGCCGUGCGGCACUGCCACAACUGCGGGGUGGUGCACCGGGACAUCAAGGAUGAGAACAUCCUCAUUGACCUCCGCACCGGGGAGAUGAAGCUCAUAGACUUCGGGUCUGGAGCUCUGCUGAAGGACACCAUAUACACAGACUUUGAUGGCACAAGAGUGUACAGCCCUCCAGAGUGGAUCAAGUAUCAUCGGUAUAAUGGACGCUCUGCUACAGUUUGGUCCCUGGGUGUCCUGCUGUACGACAUGGUGUGUGGGGACAUCCCAUUUGAACAAGACGAGGAGAUCUUGAGAGCACAGGUCCUCUUCAGGAGAAGAAUCUCAGCAGAAUGCCAGCAGCUGAUCAAGUGGUGUCUGUCUCUGCGGCCGUCAGACCGUCCAUCCUUUGAGGACAUCAUCAACCACUCGUGGAUGCAAAGCACAUCCUCCUCUGUAGUCCCCUCCACGGUGCAGACGGAGAAGACCACCACAGAGAUCAGACUUCACAGCAUCGGCCACGAGCCAACAGCCUUCACACCCACUCCUGUCGCUGUGGCUCGGUGAUGGAUGCAAAAACAGCUCUGUCCGGGCUGAUCUGGUCUGAACUGGCCUGCACUGAGACUAUUACAAAAGACUUAUGUAACAGACUUGAAACAGAAAGGAGGGAGGGCUGACCUGCAGUCCUGUUGCUGAAGUGGGAAAGGUGAAAAGGACUGAAUGCAGAUGAAGCUGAAACAAAUCAUCACAACUUGGUUUCAACCUGCAAGGCUGGAACCUCUCCAACCUCCAAACCACAGCUACUUGAUUAUCCCAACACCGCGUCCGUCAGAACGUCAUCCUCAGUGGACUCUGAUGAAGACGAUGGGUGUUGACUAGUCUGCUGGAGGGCAUGGCUCUGAAGUCGCGGACACCUGCGACGAGCAAACACAGUACAUGUGCUUUCUAUUCUUCUGAAUGGGAAGUGGACACUGAGUUAUGUAACCUCAUGCUGUAACGCCGUACUCUGCUCUCCCUCUGUUUUCUCUCUGAGGGACGAGCAGAGGCGUCAGCAGAGAGGAUUUUAAAGAUGUGCCUUCUGUGAGAUUGUUGGGGAACCUGAGAAUACUUGAAUUUAUAAAAGCAGAAAGGCUCCACUUAAAGACGGCCUUUAUCUGCUCCUUACUCUGUACUCGGCUUUAUACUUUUGCUGUUUUUCCUCUCAUGGGCCUAGAUCAGUAAAGCCUAUGCCAUUUUACAACCACUACUAUCACUACUCCUCCAAUGUCAUUAGCAACCAGACAACCUCAGAGCUCUGGCAGCAACCUGUGCAAACAGAUCAUAAAAACACUGGACUUACCUCACUCUUUUACUACCACCUCUACGUACGCUACAACCUCCGCUUCCUCCUCUCCUCGUGUUGUGUACUGUACACAAACACGAGGCUUCGGCAACCGCUGGUUCACAUCUACAUGAACGCACACCACAAUGCAAACCUAACCAUACCGAAAUACGACAUCCUCUGCUCUUCGCCUCCAUUUUUUUUUUACGUUCAAACAGUGCCUCACACAGGUCUUAAAAUUUGACUGAGACGAGAAUUGUAAAUAAUAAUAAUAAUGAUAUUUAUUAUUGCUGUGAUUUCUUUCUCACACUCAUGGAGCACAGAAUUUAUUUAUUUAUUUAUGAGAGAAUUUCGGCUGUACUUAAUGUAUUUCAUUCCACAGUCACUGAAGGGCCCACAGAUUAUUUAAACAGAAAGACAAAGACGAGAUGAAUCUUAUGACCAUAUUUAUUAUGGCUUGAAAUUUUAAAACAGAGCAGAUGUGUGUGUCUAUGUUUGUGUAUGUCUUGUAAAUAUCAUGUAAAUAGACCUGAGAGCACUUCCAUGUUAAUGUAUGUAAACAUUGAACGUCUACUGAUGGUAACUGGUUUUGUUACACUGUCGUCUGCUGUGGGAGCAAGUGGAAUCUGAAUGUUGGAUGCAUGUGUGUGUGUGUGAGAGUGUGUGUGUGAAUGUAUUUGUGUGUGACAGAGAUGUGUGACUGAGAGAACUCUUCUGGUUUCAAUGAUUGCAGCUUGGAUUGUUGUUUUUUUCAUCCGUUCAAGUUAGAAUUGUAAAUUAUGUUAGAAACUAUUUUUAUACAAUUUCAAUAAAUAUUUUUGUAACUAUGA
Messenger RNA from Notolabrus celidotus (New Zealand spotty), 2907 nucleotides. RefSeq names its product Pim-1 proto-oncogene, serine/threonine kinase (gene pim1). Gene Ontology annotation, biological process: protein autophosphorylation; negative regulation of apoptotic process. Gene Ontology annotation, molecular function: protein serine/threonine kinase activity; ATP binding. The record is from RefSeq and is a predicted model, not a curated record. Gene Ontology annotation, cellular component: cytoplasm. The transcript is spliced from 6 exons. NCBI's taxonomy places the organism in Eukaryota, Metazoa, Chordata, Actinopteri, Labriformes, Labridae. Bases 325 to 1323 code for a protein of 332 amino acids.